Messenger RNA from Galleria mellonella (greater wax moth), 7136 nucleotides. RefSeq names its product MAP kinase-activating death domain protein (gene Rab3-GEF). Gene Ontology annotation, biological process: regulation of apoptotic process; regulation of Rab protein signal transduction. The coding region runs from base 316 to 6489 and encodes 2057 amino acids. Gene Ontology annotation, cellular component: cytosol. The record is from RefSeq and is a predicted model, not a curated record. The transcript is spliced from 39 exons. Lineage: Eukaryota; Metazoa; Arthropoda; Insecta; Lepidoptera; Pyralidae. Gene Ontology annotation, molecular function: guanyl-nucleotide exchange factor activity.
CGCGGCGGCGCGCAUUAUCGAGCGUGGGCGGUCGCGCAUGCCACUACGCUACACUAGCCUCCGCCAUCCUGCGAUAUGCUUUACUACGCGGUCACGUCUACUGAAACUUAAAUCAUACCAUAUCAGCCCACGUCCGUGUGAGACGACCUAUGAUGUAGAAACAAUCUGGUUGAGGCAUACAAGUAAAUUUAAGAAAUAUAAAAGAACGUGAUAAUUAUGACAAGCAAUAUUGUAUUAAAUUAUAAUGGAUUCGAAAACAUUUGCACUUAGGAAGUUGAGUUAUCUAUUUAGGUUGCUUAUUAGCAUAUCAGAAGUAUGGAUAUUCAAAAACAGCACUUAUGUCCACGGUUGGUGGAUUAUCUAACUAUAGUAGGCGCACGACCAUAUACUUCCGGCAAGGGUCUCGCUCCGGUUCAGGCUCCCGAACUUCUUCGUCGGUAUCCGCUCACUAACCACAAUGAUUUUCCGUUGCCGCUGGACAUGGUAUACUUUUGCCAGCCUGAGGGCUGUGUGUCGGUGGGACCGCGCCGCACACCCUCUCAUCUCGCCACCAGGGAUACCACAUCUUUCGUUUUUACACUCACAGACAAAGAUUCUGGAAAAACACGGUAUGGCAUCUGCGUUAACUUCUAUCGAGCCGUGGAACGCGCCCCGGCACCGGGCCCGCGCGAGCGCAGUAUGUUGCGCCGCGAGUCCUGGCGGAAGUCCAUGGAGAAAAGUUCCGACUCCGCAUUCUCCAGUGACUAUAGGAGCAGCAACGUGGCGCCGAGUGACUCGGAGCGCGACUGCAGCGCGACGCUGGGCCCGCGGCUCGCCGCCGCGCCCGACUCCGAGAGCGGCGGCUCGCAUUCCCCCAGCCCGCGGGCCACAAGGAAGCGCCAGAGAAUUAGAAACCAUUCGUUGACAUCUUUGUGUCUUCUAUCACAUCAUCCAUUCUUCUCCACAUUCCGAGAGUGCCUAUUUAUCCUUAAAAAAUUAAUAGAUGCAUGCAACGAGUCUUCCAGUCCACGACGUGUCGGUGCGUCCAGACAAAUAUUUAGAGAUACUGUAUGGUCAGUGUUAACAGGCCAAGCUUACGACAACACACCGACUAUAGUCUUACACGAUGUGAAAGAAAUAGAAACAUGGAUCCUCCGUCUCCUUUCCGCACCUGUGCCUGUACCUGGAAAGACGAGGAUUGAGCUGGAAGUUCUGUCGCCUACUGCCCAUGCACCGUUAUUAUUCGCGUUACCCGAUCAUACUCGUUUCGCAUUGGUCGAUUUUCCGCUUCAUUUACCUUUGGAACUUUUAGGCGUGGAUACGUGCUUGAAAGUUCUCACAUUGAUCCUGUUAGAAAACAAAGUGGUGGUCCAGUCGCGCGAUUACAACGCACUCUCGAUGUCUGUAAUGGCGCUAGUUGCGAUGUUGUACCCACUCGAGUACAUGUUUCCGGCGAUACCGCUGCUACCCAGUUGUAUGAGCUGUGCAGAACAAUUGCUUCUAGCGCCCACUCCGUUUUUAAUAGGAAUCCCGGCUACAUUUCUCACGUAUAAAAAGAAUUUCAGAUUACCAGACGACAUAUGGCUCGUCGAUUUGGAUGCCACAAAAUUAAUAAGUCCCACAGGCAACGAUCAAGAUUUACCCCCUCUACCCGAACCUGAGGGUUCAGUACUAAAGAAUCAUUUGAAACAGGCCAUGCAACUCAUGGGAAGUGCCGGAGCUGGUGCUUUGAGCAGUCUGACGAAUAGUACUGCAGAACAAGCGACUGCGCUAUUGAUGCCAUCCAGGCGAGACAGUGUCGGCGGAGCCACUCUCAAAGUGCAGCAGGCGUCGUUCAGAUCUUCAAGCGAUGGUGCGCAGUCGGCUCCACACAGCACGCCGGAGAGUCGGCGCGUGUCGCUAGGGGGCGGCGGCGGCGCCGCGUCUGCCGGCCACACCCCGCAGCGGCUGUCGCUCGCCUCGCCACACCAACCGCACCAGCCCCACCAGGGGCAACCGUUCAACCCGCUCAUAUAUGGCAACGACGUGGACUCUGUCGAUGUCGCCACUAGAGUUGCUAUGGUCCGUUUCUUCAACUCACAAAACAUUUUGGCCAAUUUCAUGGAGCACACGCGCACGCUACGGCUGUACCCGCGGCCCGUGGUCGCCUUUCAAAUCAACAGUUUUUUACGAUCCCGGCCGAGAACCACGUCAUUUUUAAACAAAUUUGCUAGAACACAGGCGGUGGAGUUCCUAGCGGAGUGGUCCCUGACGCCGUGCAACGUCGCGUUCCUCCGCGUGCAGACGGGCGUGUUCGACCCGCGGCAGAUCGGCGACAAGCCCAAAUGGUUCGCCGACACCUUGCAGCCCAUUCGAUUCGCGGUCUGGGACGAUGGCAGUUCACUCAACGGCGCUUUGAGACAAUUGCAACGACAAGAGAACCAGCCUACUGAUGAAAGUGGUUCAGAUUCAGAAGCCGCCGAGAGCACAAGUUCCUCAUACUCAUCACUGAGUGACUUUGUUUCCGAAAUGGUGUCAUCUGACUUAUCACCUGGUGGUAACCAUCAACAUGUCAUUGGUGAAACUUAUAGCGCUGUGGUACAAGUCCCAAUGACUUUGUCAUCAUCAUUAGAUCCGAAAACCGUGUACAGCCCGCCGUCAUCGCUGCUGUUCGGCGAGGAGGCAGAGGCGGGAGAGGGCGGCGAGAGGGGGACGGGGAGGGAAUCUACGUCUCCGUCGCCUUCGCCGUCUAGCUCCGAGCACAGCGAGCUGUCCGACGACGAGCCACCCGCCCGCGACCACGCGCCCCGCGACCAUCCGCUACCCGUUAAGAAAAGCGACACAGACAGCGGCAGUUUUGGGCGGGAGUCGGACUCGAACUCGACGACGACACCCAAGACGGUAGUGAGCCGGCAGCGGGCGGCCGCCGACAGCGCCAGCACCAGCGACUCGGAGCGCGCGCUCACGCCCUCGCACGCCUCGCUCGCCUCCGUCUCCGCUUCCGCUCCCGCUUCCGCCUCCGCCUCCGCCUCGCACGUGCCCUCGCAUCACUCGCACGUGAAGAGUACGAGCAGUGGUGUAUCCCGUCAAGCGUCGCAAACAUCACUACUGGAACAGUUUGCGGCUCAAGCUAAAGAGUUAGUGCGAGAGACCACCCGUCAGAGCAGUCAGGAAGGGAUACUCGCGCAUAUGGACAAGAAAGGAAAAGUGGCAGACGUAGAAGACAAGAAAAUAUUUGCGCCUUUUGGUCAGUUAACCCUUCACGCCAAGAAGGCAGCUGAGGAAGCAUCGAAGAGCAUGCAGGAAGCAUCUAAAACUGCAUUAGAAGCAAGCAAGACUGCCACCGCGGUUAGCAAAAACACAUUCGAAGACCUUACUUACGUAAGCAAGUCUACAUUUGGAGAUCUAACGAAGAGCGCUAAGGAGGCGGCUGCCAAGAAAGGACUUUUGAUUAAGGGAGAGAGUCAAGACUUACCCGGCGGUGUGAAUGCGCGUCGUGAUUCUACCGCAUUACAAACUACUAAUUUGCUAACAGCGACACAUCGAGACUUCUUUUCCAACAUUAGUUCCGAUUUAAACGGCCUUGCGGCUUCUACUUCCAGUAUGUUCAGCGACUUCUUCGGUUCUAAAGGCAAGCAAGCGAAGCCCGGCGAAGCUGGACGCGGCGCGGCGGCGGCUGGCGGCGCGGCUGGCGGGGCGGCGGCGGGCGGCGGGGCGGCGGCGCUGGCGGCGUCGUUCGGUCCGUUCUCGCAGGGCGCGCGCGGCCUGGUGGCGCGGUCGCCGCUCGUGCGGCACGCGUCGCCUACGCCCGCGCCCGAGCCGCCGCACCACCGCCCCGCCGCCAACACCGAGAACCAGGCCUUCCUUAACGACCUUGUGCAACAUGUUUUGGAAGGCGAAGGUGUGGGCUGGUUAAAAUUAAAUCGACUUAAAAAAUUGAUGGAAGACGAAUCUUAUAGAAAUAUGGUGCUCAGUAAACUAAAUAGAAAUUUCAACAGAAAAGCUACUCCAAGUGACAAAGUCGACGACGUGUUCAUAAGCAAGCCAGUGUGGAAGGGCAUGCUGAAGGUGCUGCAGGCGGUAGUGCACGGGCUAGAGCACACAUACUCCAAUUUCGGGCUGGGCGGCAUGGCGUCAGUGUUCCAGCUGGCCGAGAUGGCGCACACGCACUACUGGAGCAAGGAGCUGGCGGCACUAGACGGUGCUGGUGCCUCAGCUGCCGCCGCCGCCGCUGCACUGCUUGACUACCGCCACGAUCUCGACACACCCUCCUCCUCCUCGCCUUCCUCCCGGAAAAGCUCGCAGCCAGAUAUCCCGAUCGUUAACUAUCCCGACAUGGAUUCAAGCGAAGCCCAGAGUACGACUGAAAUGUUCAAAGACAUGUUGAAUCAAAAGAGGAAUUUUCUCUUCAGCAAACUUACUUCUUUUGACUCAGAUGCGGCGCCCUCGUCCGAUUGUUCGGCCGACGAGAGCGGCUCCAUCACCACCAACCGAGCUAAUCUCUUCGACCACCGCGCCUCCUUUAAGUCCAACCUCUCUGAUACUGACGUCAUGUUCCUCAAUGUUGGCAGAGGCGGCGGAGGGAAACCUCGUGCAUCGAGCGUGUUCUCUUCAAAAUCGUCGCUGGGCUACCGGCCACCGCCGCCGGUCGGGGUACCUGUCACCUCGCCGCUCACCUCACCAGAAACUGCCAGGACCUACCUCUUUCAGGGACUCAUUGGCAAAGAGAGAUCAAACUUAUGGGACCAAAUGCAAUUUUGGGAAGAUGCUUUUUUGGAUGCCGUCAGUCAAGAGCGAGACAUGAUCGGCAUGGACCAAGGUGCGAAUGAGAUGAUGGAGAGGUACAAGUGUUUGAGCGAGACAGAGAGGAAACGUCUCGAGCACGAGGAGGACAGACUAUUGUCCACUGCGUUAUAUAAUUUGACAGCGGCUAUGGUACUGUUCGGUGUAGAUGCUGAUAUCGUACGCAAUAAAGUGCGAAGACUGCUAGCCAAGAGUCAUAUCGGACUAGUGUACAGCCAGGAAGUCAACCAUCUACUCGACGUUGUUCAUACUUUGCACGGCAACGACAUCUCGCUGAAGCCGCUGGGCUCGCGGCUGCUGCGGCGCGCGUCGUUCACGGUGCACGAGGCGGACGCGGCCGGCGAGCUGCGAUUCAUGGAGGUGCGCGACGACGGCCUCGUGCUGCGCUCCACGCAAGGAACAAUCGUGGAAAGGUGGUGGUACGAGAGACUAGUCAAUAUGACGUACAGUCCUAAAAUACGAGUAUUGUGCCUUUGGAGGAAGUGUGGUGGUCAAACGCAGUUACAUAAAUAUUAUACUAAAAAGUGCAAAGCACUGUAUUAUUGCAUCAAGGAGGCGAUGGAGAAGAGUGGGCGUCGACAGGACGCGGCCGAGCUCGGCGGAGAGUUCCCCAUACAGGAUUGCGCCACGGGCGAGGGUGGCCUUAUACAGGUGUGCAUGGAAGGCGUCGGUCUUCUGUUCCACCACAGCAAGUUCUUUGUGCGGCUCGAUCACAUUCGAAAAUGCUUCACACAGAACGGAGGUAUCUUCGUUUUAGAAGAAUUUAAUCCGAAAACCAGACAAAUACUACAGAGGAAGUACAAAUCUAUUAUGGCUGACCAAAUAUGUUAUGCUGUGCUAUGCGUGUUCUCGUACUUCGCGGCCGGCCACGAGCAGAAGAAAGCGAUCCUCGAGCAGGCGGCGCGGGUGCCUCCUGCCUCGCCCGCUGCGCUUGCGCCCGUCUCGCCCUCUUCGCACUCGCAACGAAGCCCCAAGGCUGACUUUGAAGUGGUCUCGCCCAAAAAAAAGACUAGUCCGCAGGUAGAAAAGAGGUCCCCGGUGAGCCGUGCGGGUGAAGCCAGAGCAUCAUUUGCAAAAAGUGAAGGUGGCGCGCUCACAGAGUCGAGAGAGGUGACGCCAAGUGUCGCGGGGACGGCGGCAAGUAUCGCGGGGCCGCCGGCGUGUGCCACGGGGCCGGCAGCCGGUGUCGCGGGGCCGGCGGCAGGGCCGGGGGCGGUGGCGGGGGCGGGGCCGGCGGAGGGCGGGCAGGCGCACGCGGCGCUGUCCCGUGCGGGGAGCGCGCCGCCGCGCCGGCCGCCGCCGCCCGCGCCGCUGCAGCAGCGGCUCGCACGCGCACACUCGCAAGCCGCCCCGCCGCGCCCCCUCGACCCUCCACUGAUACCACCGCGCACUGGUGCCGGGGGCGGGGCAGCGGGGGCGGGCGGCAGUCGACCGGUCGGACCGCCGCCCGCCCUGCCGCCGCGACAGAUGUCCGUUGCGGCCGACUUCAGUGCAUUCAGCAAAGCGGGCGGCAGCGCGAACUCGAGCCCCGCGCGACGGCCGCCAGCCCGACAGGCGUCCACGGGCGGCCCGGGCGGUCCGGGCGGUCCGAGCGGCCUGGGCGGCUCGAGCGGCCCGAGCGCAGCAUUCGCGCCGACCAACCCGUUCACGACGCCGCGCCACCACGCCGAGUUCGUCAUCCCGCAACGCACCAACGUUCGCCGCUCAUCCACCACUGACCGGAAUUAGUAUCCCCGUCAUACCUCGAAACCCUAUAGGUACCUUUUACAAAAUGUGAUAAUAAUACAUAUAGAUACAUAAUGCGAUCAAAGGAAGAAUAGGACUGCCUUUUCGCCAUAUUGUAUUGUUUUAGUUGUCAAAAUGAUUAAGUAAAAUUAUAACACUAUGUUACUUAGUUAAAUAAUAUAGAAAGAUAUAUAUGUAAAAUAUUUUUUGUGCAAGCUAAUGCAAACAGUACUUUUCAAAGUUGGUGGGUAGAGGUAAAUGACGUUCCUAUUCUUAUAUCGAUCGCAUCGUACGCCGGCACCGAUGUAUAUGUACAUAAAUAUAUAUAUAUUUUUCUUACUAAGCCUAUUUAAUAAAUAAUUCUGGCACCUCUGUUUUAUUCUAAAAUAAAAUGAAUAAAUUAUGUUUUUGUGUUAUCUAUAUAUGAAUAUUUUAAUUUUUUUGUCUCAUUUUAGAUAACUCUUCGAUAUAUGACACACCAACAUUGUUUACUAAGUAUACUGAGUAAGAAAAACAUAAAGAACGGCAUGUUCCGUUCGUUUUAUCGCGGUGCCCUUUAGUAUUAAUGAUAAUAAAAAUGUCUGUGUUCCUUAAUUACUGUCUCUGCAAUAAUCAUAUUACUUAUAUGCUCGAUGUCCAAUGGUACCUAU